This is a messenger RNA of Bacidia gigantensis, 1047 nucleotides long. RefSeq lists its product as uncharacterized. The record is from RefSeq and is a predicted model, not a curated record. The transcript is spliced from 2 exons. NCBI's taxonomy places the organism in Eukaryota, Fungi, Ascomycota, Lecanoromycetes, Lecanorales, Ramalinaceae. The coding region runs from base 1 to 1047 and encodes 348 amino acids.
AUGUAUCUAAACAAAGGAGGCUCCAAUUCGCUCUUCGGCCGUCUUGGCUACAUCUUGUCCCUUCUACUCCUGAUCGGCAUCCUGCACCAGAACGUCGCCUUAGGAUCUCCCCUGGCCAAGCGUGAUGAUGACAUCGAGCCUGACGAUCCAGACUCCGACAACGAUGACCAAGACACCGGCUCCCCAUUUUCACCUACCGUUGACAACUAUCCAGAUCUCACCAAAUGCCGCGAGAAGGUCUCCGUCGCCAAGGAUAAGUCCGUCUUCUACUCCGGUGUUGGCAAGCACGAGGACAAGCCUCAAAGUUUCGCCGAUCAGCUUCCUAAUGGCGUCCUUUUACGUGAAGCAUAUCCCAGUGGUUUUACAGAUAAGAACGAUGACUGGACUGGCUACAAGAAGUUCCUUGAGCGUGCCAGCCAGGCUUUUGCGGAGAAAAGUUCUGGGAUAGUUUAUGUCUUGUUGCCGACGGACAAGACGGAUAUUAGCAAGAAAGUGUGGACGAAGAUCGAGAAAGACAAACUUACAAGCAAUUCAGCUGUUGAGAGGAUCGUCAAGGUGGACCCAGAUGAUUUCACGAAGAAGUGUGUACUCUCAGGAUCUGCGGACAAUGAUUUAUCGAGUUGCGAUCUCGAGAAUGGACCUGUGCCUGGCAAAGACAGCAAAACGUUGGGCUACACCCCCGGCUGGUGCGGCGUGCACGUUAUCCAAUACCAGAAAGCAAACCCCAGCGACCCAUCCUCACACUACCACCUCGACGUCACCAUCUACGACGGCGCGCAGAAGCAGAUCGGCCAAGUGACGAACCAAGACGCGCCCUCGGGACAGGGCGUCAAUGUCGACAGCGCGCUGCCUUUCGUCCUUAUCGUUACGGCGCAAAACGUAGAUGCUGAUGCUGUGCUAUUCAAGUACGCAGAUCAGUCUUGGGGGAGUAAUGACCAGGAUCAUCAUUGUGAUUUUGGAGCUUAUGACAGUGGGAACAGGUAUGUGUUGAUCCCAUGCUAUCGAAUCUGGUUGAGAGGAAGAGGGGCUGACGCAUUGAUGUUUUAG